This is a messenger RNA of Acomys russatus (golden spiny mouse), 2163 nucleotides long. RefSeq names its product 5-hydroxytryptamine receptor 1F (gene Htr1f). The coding region runs from base 597 to 1697 and encodes 366 amino acids. NCBI's taxonomy places the organism in Eukaryota, Metazoa, Chordata, Mammalia, Rodentia, Muridae. Gene Ontology annotation, cellular component: dendrite; plasma membrane. Gene Ontology annotation, molecular function: G protein-coupled serotonin receptor activity; neurotransmitter receptor activity. Gene Ontology annotation, biological process: G protein-coupled receptor signaling pathway, coupled to cyclic nucleotide second messenger; chemical synaptic transmission. The transcript has 4 exons. The record is from RefSeq and is a predicted model, not a curated record.
AUUUCCAGAUUCCAUGAGCAGAUAAUCUCCAAGGUAUCAGUGGAGUUAAAGGGACGGGACUCUUUCCCUCCCCCUCCCUUCUCCAAGCAUCAGUCCUUGGGAAGGGAGGGCACGAAAGAAGAGACUGGGAGGAGGAAAAGUGCAAAAAGCUAGAAGAGCCGGGUGCUGAGGGGAACCCCCCGGGGCGUAGGUCCUCGGGCUAACUGGCGUCUGAAACCCUCCCUAGAGCUGCGCCCCAAGCUGCAGCGCGCAGUCUGCUCGCCGCCCAAGAGCUGCCCGGACGCGCCUUUGUUGCCAGGGCAGGAUCGCUGGGGCUAGGGACCAGUGCCCCUGAGCUUCGCUCUGAGGAAGCUGAGUUGAGAUGGAGUUGGAUUGUAAACAGCUCACUCAUUUCUUACAAGAUCAGGAAGUGAAAUGAGGAGGGAAACCAGCAGUUGAACCCUCCACACCAUGCCCAGGCCCAGGCUGUGAAUGGCGCUGUUCAUAUCAAGGAAGAAUCUACCUUCUUUAAUUAAAUCUUUCUGGAAAUGUCCUCCCAGACAAGCCCAAAGGUAUUUGUUUUUUCAACUAUAUUAAUCUUUUAAACAAAAAAAAAAAUGGAUUUUUUAAACUCAUCAGAUCAAAAUUUGACCUCUGAGGAACUGUUACACCGAAUGCCAUCCAAAAUUCUGGUAUCCCUCACUCUGUCUGGGCUGGCACUGAUGACAACCACCAUCAACUCCCUCGUGAUAGCUGCAAUCAUUGUGACGCGGAAGCUGCACCACCCAGCCAACUAUUUAAUUUGUUCUCUGGCAGUUACUGAUUUUCUUGUAGCUGUCCUGGUGAUGCCCUUCAGCAUUGUGUACAUUGUAAGAGAGAGUUGGAUUAUGGGACAAGUAUUCUGUGACAUUUGGCUGAGUGUUGACAUCAUCUGCUGUACAUGUUCCAUUUUGCACCUGUCGGCUAUAGCCUUGGAUAGGUACCGAGCAAUCACAGACGCUGUUGAAUAUGCCAGGAAGAGGACUCCCAGGCAUGCUGGCAUCAUGAUUACGAUAGUGUGGGUUAUAUCUGUCUUCAUCUCUAUGCCUCCUCUCUUCUGGAGGCACCAAGGAACCAACCGAGAUGAUGAGUGCGUCAUCAAGCAUGACCACAUUGUUUCCACGAUUUACUCCACGUUUGGAGCUUUCUACAUCCCACUUGUAUUGAUACUGAUUCUCUACUACAAAAUAUAUAGGGCAGCAAGGACACUGUACCACAAGAGACAAGCCAGCCGCAUGGUGAAGGAGGAACUGAAUGGCCAGGUCCUUUUGGAGAGUAGUGAGAGGAGCUUUAAACUGGUCUCCACAUCAUACAUGCUAGAAAAAUCCUUAUCUGAUCCAUCAACAGACUUUGAUAGAAUUCAUAGCACAGUGAAGAGUCCCAGAUCUGAGUUGAAGCAUGAGAAAUCUUGGAGAAGACAGAAAAUCUCAGGCACUAGAGAACGCAAAGCAGCCACUACCCUGGGGUUGAUCCUGGGUGCGUUUGUAAUAUGUUGGCUGCCCUUUUUUGUAAAAGAAUUGGUUGUUAAUGUCUGUGACAAAUGUAAAAUUUCUGAAGAAAUGUCAAAUUUUUUGGCAUGGCUUGGUUACCUGAAUUCCCUUAUAAAUCCAAUGAUUUAUACCAUCUUUAAUGAAGAUUUCAAAAAAGCCUUCCAAAAACUUGUACGUUGUCGAUAUUAGGUUAAAAGAAGCCUAUUUUUGAAGGGUGGAGGCCCUAUGUGUUUGGGAGGAAAUAGCUAAAUGAAUGUAAAGUAAUAAAACAUUUAAAUUUUUAGAGAAAAUAUAUUAAGACUGCUAAACAUAAAUUUAUUUUUAAUAGCACAAAAGAAGAAGAUGUAGUAAUUUGAUCAUCAUCCUAAUGUUAUCAAAAUUAGGAAAUAAUUUAUGCAGCUUAUAAGUAAUAUUUUGUCUAUGCAAUAUACCUAAAACCCUAACUGGAAAUAUAUAUAUGUAUACACAUACUAUUAAUUACAAUGUUUUUCUGGUGUAUAUUUUACAACUAGAGGAUCUCUCAAUUAACACACUUCCAUGGAUAAUUUAUAUGUCAUAUCAUUGCUUAUUAAUUCAUAUAAGAAAUAUUAAUCACUACAAUACUACUCUUACUGCUUCUCCAUCUUAUCUUAGCAAAGCUGAAGAGAAGGCAACA